This is a messenger RNA of Komagataella phaffii GS115, 3135 nucleotides long. RefSeq names its product Transmembrane actin-binding protein involved in membrane cytoskeleton assembly and cell polarization. Gene Ontology annotation, biological process: actin filament organization; clathrin coat assembly; endocytosis. The record is from RefSeq and is a predicted model, not a curated record. Gene Ontology annotation, molecular function: clathrin-cargo adaptor activity; actin filament binding; clathrin light chain binding. The transcript has a single exon. NCBI's taxonomy places the organism in Eukaryota, Fungi, Ascomycota, Pichiomycetes, Pichiales, Pichiaceae. Gene Ontology annotation, cellular component: actin cortical patch; clathrin-coated vesicle. Bases 1 to 3135 code for a protein of 1044 amino acids.
AUGAGCCGACAAGAGGCAGAUCUCAAAGUUAGCAUCAAGAAGGCCUGUUCCACCGAAGAAGCUGCUCCAAAAAGAAAACAUGUUAGGGCGUGUAUUGUGUUUACCUGGGACCAUCGCUCUAGUAAAGCGUUUUACAACGGAUUGCGGUUACUUCCUAUUCAGAAUGACGAGAUACCGCUUUUCAAAUCAUUGAUCACGAUUCAUAAAGUACUUCAGGAGGGACACCCUUCUGCGAUCAAAGAGGGAAUUAAGAAUAGAGACUGGAUUCAAAGUCUUGGGCAUGUGUUUCCCGGUGACGGAAUGAAGAGGUAUGGCCGAUUGAUUCGUGAGUACGAUAGAUAUCUCAUUCGAAAGAUUGAUUUCCACAAUAGUCACAAAGGAUUCAACGGUACGUUUGAGUACGAGGAGUAUGUAUCACUGAAGACUGUAAGUGAUCCUAAUGAAGGUUAUGAAGCUAUUAUGGAUUUAAUGGUACUGCAAGAUUCGAUAAACGACCUUCAGCGACUUCUGUUUGCUUCCAUCGACAGCUCUAGUCAUUCUGAAUUAAAAAUCAGUGCUUUAGUGCCCCUUAUUGCUGAAAGCUACGGAAUAUUUAAGUUUAUUACCUCAAUGUUAAGGGGAAUGUGUCACUCUUUAGGUCACGACGAUGAAGCAUUGCAACCUCUGAUUGAACGUUUCAUAAGCCAGUAUUCUGACUUGUACGACUUUUAUGCCGAAUGUUCGUACGUUAAGUAUCUCACCAGUUUGGUGAACAUCCCCAAACUGCCGUUUGAAGCUCCCGAUCUAUUCAAUUGGGACGAAACUGACGAGCUGAAACCUCGAAUCCUAGCGGAAGAACCAUCUCUUCAGGUUUCUAGUAAGGCACCAUCUGAAGAAUUUGGUACGCCAACCGAGGUGAUUCAUUCACAGCCGACUGCAGGCACGGAUCUUUGGGCUCAGUCAAAUGCCCUAAAACAGCAAUACGAACAAGAACAGCAACUCUUGGAGCAGGAACGUCAGCAACAGCUCCUCGAGCAACAGCAUCAACAGCAACAGCAGCUAGAAUAUUGGGAGAAACAAAAGGAGCUUCAAGAGCAACAACAGUUGUAUGCACAACAGCAGCUGGAAAGUGACCAACUUCAGAGACAAGUUCAAGGACGUGUUGGUGAGCUAGAACGUGAUUUACUGAUUUUAAGAGGACAGUUUGACAGAGAUCAAUUAAUGCUGCGGCAGUAUGAUGAGAGGGUAAAGGCCCUUGAGACAGAGCUUUCUAGCACUACGCAGAAUGCACAACAACAACUGGGGGCGAAGGAGGAGCUAUUAGGCAACAUACAGGAGCAGGCUGCCCAAUGGAAAUCCAAAUAUGAUUCUUUAGCAAAGCUUUACUCCCAAUUGAGAGAAGAACACCUGAAUCUUCUUUCAAAAUUCAAAACGGCACAGUUAAAAGCUUCGUCUGCCCGAGAAGCAAUCGAUAAGAGAGAAAAAAUUGAGAGAGAUCUCAAGGCUAAGAACAUAGAGUUGGCAGAUUUAAUCCGUGAAAGAGAUCGUGCCAGGCUAGAUCUUGAACGAUCAAAGAGUGACAAGAAUAGUGAAACUGAAAGGCUAGAGGCUCGGCUUCGGGAACAGGAAACUAAGCUGGCCGACAUCGAGAAAUUACACUCUUCGGAGCUCAAAUCUUUCUUGAGUCAGCAUAACAAGGAAAUAGAGGAACUGCAAAAUCAACUGCAAGCUUCUUCUUUGUCAGAAUCUGCAAAUGAACGUCUCAAAGCACUGGAAGCGCAGUUACAAGAAAAGGAUGACGAGUUAGCAAUUGCACACCAAACAAUGGAGGCAACAAUUAAAGAGUUGACAGGGCAACAAAGCAUUCAAAAUUCUGCUAUAGACGAACAAAUUGACGCUAUUCUACUGGAGCAUAUUGAUAAACUAACGGAAGUUAUCGAUGCGAUCCUAACAAGUGGAGUGCAAAGAAUUCAAGAUGGUCUUUUCGAGCUGGAUUCUCCAAUGCAAGCAGGAAAUCAGAAUUCAUCCCCGGAGUACUUGUCUUCUAUUAUCGAGAAAUCAUCAAAUUUGGCCACUGAAUUCACUUCAAGUUUUAAUGGUUUCAUCGCAGAUGGCCCUAACGGGGAUCAUGUAUCGGUUAUUCAGACAAUAACCGAGUUUACAACAUCCAUUGUCGAUCUAUUACUUAACUGUAAGGGAGUCGUAAGAUUGGCUUCGAGUGACCAGGAAGCGGAAGCACUUCUUAAUUCGGCCCGUGAUGUAGCCGAAGAGUCUGAGUCUUUUAUCGUUUCAUUGUAUUCUUCAUCAUUAAAGGGGCUCAGCGACCAAGAAAAGACAGAUAAGGCUAUUGAGGGAAAUGUGGACAUCCAGCAGGAAUUGCAGACCCUUUCUUCCUUAGUAGAGAAAUUAAUAUCGUCUCAAGUUAACAUCAAUGUCAACGACAAUGUCGGAGAACUAGUUGACAGAGAGAUGGCACAUGCUGCAGAAACAAUUGCUAAAGCCUCUGAUCAUUUAACGGAUUUAUUAACGAAUGCGAAACAAGAUAUUUCAACCAUCGAUAUGAAGAUUAACAAUUCUAUUCUAUCAGCUGCUAUUGCAGUGACUAAAGCUAUCAUUCUUUUAAUUAAGACUGCUACUGAUUGCCAGAAUGAAAUUGUCAAUCAUGGCCGCGGUUCAAGCAGCCGCACGUCUUUUUACAAGAAACACAACAAGUGGACUGAAGGGCUUAUCUCUGCCUCCAAAUCGGUAGCAUACUCAACCAACUCUUUGAUCCAAAUUGCUGAUGGUGUUUUAUCUUCAACAAGUUCACCAGAGCAGCUGAUCGUUGCCUGUAAUGACGUGGCUGCAUCUACAGCUCAAUUGGUUGCGGCAUCUAGAGUCAAAGCUAGUUUCAUGAGUAAGACACAAGACAAAUUAGAACUUGCUAGCAAAUCGGUGACCUCUGCUUGCAGGUCUUUGGUUCGUCAAGUCCAGGAAAUACUCUCACAAAAAGAUAAAGAGGAACUAGAAAUUGACUACAGUAAGUUAUCAGCGCACGAAAACAAGACGGUGCAGAUGGAGCAACAGGUUGAAAUUUUAAAGUUGGAAACUGCUCUACAGAAUGCGCGAAGACGUCUUGGGGAAAUUCGACGCUUUGGAUACCAUGCGGAUGAAUAA